AUGGUGCUGAUAGCGGCGACAGUAUGUACAAAGUCAGGGAAAGCUUUAGUAUCCCGUCAAUUUGUGGAGAUGACGAAGGCACGUAUAGAGGGCCUUCUUGCUGCAUUCCCCAAGCUUAUGACCGGUGGACGUCAGCAUACUUUUGUGGAAACAGAAUCUGUCAGAUAUGUGUACCAGCCUCUGGACAAGUUGUACAUGCUCCUCAUCACCACAAAGGCUAGCAACAUCCUUGAAGAUCUUGAGACUCUGCGCCUCUUCAGUAGAGUUGUGCCAGAAUACUGUGCCCCCCUAACUGAGGCUGAGGUUUUGAACCAGGCCUUUAACCUUCUAUUCGCUUUUGAUGAGAUAGUGGCUCUGGGAUAUAGGGAAAGCGUGAAUUUAGCGCAGGUACGCUCAUUUGUUGAGAUGGAUUCCCACGAAGAGAAGAUCUACCAAGCUGUGAGACAGACCCAGGAGCGCGAGGCGGCGAACCGCAUGCGCGAGCGCGCCAAGGAGCUGCAGCGCGAGAGGCUGGAGGCCGCCAAGCGGGGCCUGCCGCCGCGCGGACAGCCCACCUACGGAAGUGGCUUCGGAAGUUCGUCAAUGUCCUCGUCCGCAGCGUCAGAACCUAUUGCUGAGAAGAUACCUACUACACCGGCUCGCGACGUCGGUCGUCCGUCGGGCCGUUCGACGAUGAAGCUGGGGUCUCUCGGCACGGACACGGAGUCGUUCGUGUCGCGCCUGCGCAGCGAGGGCGACGCCGCCGCCGCGCAGCCCGCCGCGCGCGCCCCCGCCGACCUCGCCAAGGCGCCGCCCCCCGACCACAAGGACGUACACCUACGGUUUGAGGAACGCCUCACACUGGUGGCGGGCAGAGACGGAGAUGUACAAAACUUUGAACUUAGCGGUUUGUUGACCCUCCGCAUCAGCAAUGAGCAGUACGGACGCAUACAUGUGCAUGUCGACAAUAAAGACUCCAGGCCACUGCAGCUACAGACUCAUCCCAACGUAGACAAGGAAGCAUUCAGAUGCAACGGCGUGAUCGGUCUGAAGCAAAGUCAGCGAGCCUUCCCGCUAAACAGUGACGUGGGUGUGCUGAAGUGGAGACUCAACGCCAACGACGACAAGGUUGCACCACUCUCAGUGAACUGCUGGCCGUCAGAGGGCGCGGGCGGCUCGUGCGACGUCAACAUCGAGUACGAGCUCGAGCGGGACCACCUCGUGCUCAAUGACGUCAACAUACACAUACCUCUACCUUCAGGCAAUAGUUCCGUGGUGGUCCAUCAGUGGGAAGGGAGCUAUACACAGAAGGGCCGCAUGCUCAUCUGGAGUGUGCCCAUCAUUAACAAAAUGAACAAGUCGGGCAGCCUCGAAUUCACGGUUACUCCAGCGAUACCAAACGACUUCUUCCCUCUAACGGUGAUGUGGACGUCGGAAACGUCCCUAGCGCUAUUGACUGCCACCAAGGUCACGCUAGCCGAGGAGCCCACACCAGUGGACUACUCGCUGGAGAUCAGCUUCCAUCCUGAUAAAUAUGAAAUUGUUUAG
Molecule: messenger RNA, 1527 nt
Organism: Arctia plantaginis
Lineage: Eukaryota; Metazoa; Arthropoda; Insecta; Lepidoptera; Erebidae
Source: the annotation of a GenBank genome assembly